Molecule: messenger RNA, 3446 nt
Organism: Aplosporella prunicola CBS 121167
Lineage: Eukaryota; Fungi; Ascomycota; Dothideomycetes; Botryosphaeriales; Aplosporellaceae
Exons: 1
Coding region: 131-3388 (1085 amino acids)
Source: RefSeq, a predicted model, not a curated record
UUUAUAAUUGUUUCUUUCUUCUCGCCAAACACCUGUCCCCUUCAACUUUUUCCAACAACCGUUCUUCGAAGAAGCAUACCUCAUACAUUGUCAACUUCUAUAACCAACAUCGAACAGAUCACAGCUCACCAUGGUCAAACUGCGCUCUGGAACGGGGUACACCUCUGCCUACAAAGGCAAAGGCGCGGUGCUCCCUCCUCCACCUGACAAAGAGAUUCUGACCUUCGUCGAUCUCGAUGCGAUCGAACUAGGCUUCCGUCCACAGUGGGUGCAAGACAAGGCCGCGGCUGCGAAGAAGCGCAAGGCCCGCGUCGCAUCCGCUCCCGUCAAGGUCAAGGUCUUCGAUGCCGCGACUUCCGACAACAGCGACUCUGAUUGCGAGGCUGACGAGGAGAGCGAAACGUCUGCAACUCCCACUAAGAAGCGUAAGCUCGGUACUGACGGCGACAAUCUCACCAAUGUUUCCACGCAACCCGCUCACAAACGGGCCAAGCUCUCGAAGAAGCAGCUUGCCACCCUCCUCUUUGACGACGAUGAGGACGACAUCGCUGCCUCUAACCCUCCUCCGGCUGUCGCACCCACUCACGAACCCUUGGAGAGUGCCAACAACUCUCAUGAGGACUCUACAGCUACUAACAAUGCCAACAUGUUCAACGACACAUCUCCUACAUCUCCAGAACCCGAUACCGAAAACAAUUCUGUCGACCACGUUACCGAGUCUCAUGAACAGACUGCGGCCUCUGAUAUUGCUGAAGUCUCCGGCGUGGCUACUGACGCGUCCAACCCAUCCAUAAACACCAACACUGACGACGAUGUCACGUGUAAUAUGACUGAGCCCUCUGAGCUGACCACUGAGGCCAUGACCACUGAAGAGACCGUCGAAAACAUUGUCGACGCGUCCACUACAUCGUCGGAAGCUGACUCCGACGACGACUCUGUCGACCUGGUUACCGAGUCUCCUGAACAGACCGCAACCACUGAUGAUUCGGGCAUUGCUACUGGCGCGUCCACUUCAUCCCCAAACACCAACACCGAUGAUGGUAUCACGGGAAAUGCGACCGACACCCAAGAGCCAACUACUACACCCACCAACAAGGAAGAGCACAAGCGCCAUGCGCCCGAUGAUUUGAAAUCACCAUCUCCUAAGCGUUUGCGUCGCCGUUUUUGCAUCGACGAUGACUCCGAUCAGGAAGACUCCGAUCGCGAAGAACCACACAAGCGGCAUGCAUCUGAGGAUGAACUGGACUCACCACACCCUAAGCGUCGGUUCAUAGAGACUGAUACUGAAGAAGAUGUCGCCGAAGAGACGACCACUGGAGAGUCACGAAAGCGCCAUGCAUCUGAUGAUGAUCUAAACUCAUCGUCCCCCAAGCGUGCUCGCCCCGAAGAACAGCGCAAGCGUCAUGCGCUCGAUGACUUGGACUCACCAUCUCCCAAGCGUUCUCGCAUCGACGAAGGCCUCGGUCAUGGUGGCUCCGACGAGGAUAGCUCUAACCACGAUGGCUCUGGUCACGGAGAUUCCGAUCAUGGGAACUCCGAUCACAAAGGCUCCGAGGAGGCUGUCGGCGGAGAGACAGCCACUGAAAAGACUGCUGGCGUAAAUGAAGGCAAGCGCCACGGGUCCAAUGAUCUAGACACACCAUCGAGCAAACGCCCUCACAUCGACAUAGAAUUCGACUCGGAUGGCAGCAAUGCGGAAUGGUAUACUCCUUCUAGCCCACCAUAUUCAGAUACCGGGGCUGAUGAUGGCCCAUUUGGUAUGUUUGGAGGAUGGAUGACUGUUAAUAGUCUACGACAUGCCGAGGACCCGAACGAUAUCGCCGAUGGAAAAUUUCCUCCUUUUAGCCCGUUACAGUCACAUGCCGAGGAUGAUGAUGGCGCGGAUAAUUUGAUGGACGGACCAACUGUUCUGUCUGAAGACGAAGAUGCGCACUCCGUGAAGGCUGGAGAGGACGCAGACUCCGCCCAGCUUACAGUCGAGCACAAAAAUGUUGAAGGCAACCAACAGUCCGCUAAAGCUGGUAAGGGACCGGAACCAAAGCAAGACGAGAUCGAUGAAGACAAGCAUGAGGAGGAUGAAGCUUGGAAGCUCAUGUUCGCAGCCAUGAAUCCAGAGGGCCACCAUGCGAGGGGUGUUAAGCCUGAGGAUUUGCCUGAAGAUGAACGCGAGAUAGAGGACGCCUGGACUAACAUGUUCUCUGCCUUGGGCCACCUUAAAAACGAAGAGAAGAAGCUGAAGCUUGAGGAAGAAGCGCGCAAGUUUGAGGAGCGGCUUCAGCGUGGACAGGAAUAUGAGCAGGAAGAGAUUGAGCUGGCGAAGGAGAAACGCAGGCGAGAGAGGGCAGAAGAACGCGCUGCUCUGCGCCAAAUAGACCCACAACUCCGGAAGAGGGUCGAAAGGAUCAACAAGACGGUUCUGAAGAACGGCUUUCCCCACAACAGGUCUGUUGGUCGCGGAUGGGCUUUCCAGGUCGCACGCGAUGCCGGCGUCGAUAUGCCCGACGAGUAUCCCGCCUACGAUCCUUUCGCGAGUGACAAGGAGAAUGACGUAAACUGGUCUCGCAAGAAGAUGAAGAAGAUCCGCGCCAUGAUCGCAGAGGAGAUGAAGAUGGACCCUAAGGACGUUCAGUUGCCAGUUGACAAAGAGUCCAUUGACCUGAUCGCCUUAGAGGCCCGCUCAGUAGCCCGCAACGCCCGCGCCCGGCGCCGCCGGAAGCUGAUGAAGGACCUCAAAGACAGCGCGCGGAAGGGCAUCGGCAGGAUCACGGUCGAAGAGGCGCUUGAGCUCGACGCCACGUCGCGCGAGGCCUGGUUCCGCGCCGACACGAUCACACUAAAGAAGCUGCAGCGUCUGAACCAGGCAUUCUCCGACGUCUUGAUUCAUAUCUUGCGCGAGAAGCAGGGCUGGACGCGUGGCAUCCCCUGGGAAGCGCGCGUCGCGACCAUCGCGAUAGAGGAGUGGACGAACACCAAGCCGUGCUUCAGCGAGCACAAUCAGUUCAAAGGCCACCCCGGCAUCGUGUCCCAUCGGUACAAGCGCGGCUCCACGUUGAUCGUUUACGACGCAAUUCCACCCGAGACGCUGUUCCAUGCCCUCGUGGCAACGGCUAAGAAGGCCUGGCUUCGCGGCUCGCGGUUCAGAGAUAUUAUCAGCGAUUACACGAAGAAGGCUUGGGGAGGCCAGGGCCAGGAGGUGCCGCAUGAGAUACCGGAGGGCGUGAUCGAGUUCGUUGAGAACUAUGCGCGCAUUGUUGUAAACUGGGCGUUGAGAAAGGAGGGUAAGUUGCGGGAGGGCCUGCCCGAGGAAUCCUGGGAGCAGUCGAGGGCUGGUGAGACUGUAAGUUUGACUGUUUCUUUUCCGUUCGACGGGAUGACAUUUCUUCACUGACUGUUUGAUGUAGGAGCUUCGAUAUUGAAAGACCCCGUACCGUAGCUCCGGAGACUGA